Molecule: messenger RNA, 426 nt
Organism: Cladophialophora immunda
Lineage: Eukaryota; Fungi; Ascomycota; Eurotiomycetes; Chaetothyriales; Herpotrichiellaceae
Exons: 3
Coding region: 1-426 (141 amino acids)
Molecular function (GO): carbon-sulfur lyase activity
Source: RefSeq, a predicted model, not a curated record
AUGCACGGAUCAUGCAACUGUGGCGCCGUCACCGUCGAGGCUGAGAUAGCGAAUGACGGAGCCCCCAGCGGCUUCGUCUGCCACUGCCGGAAUUGCAAAAAGUCCAGCGGCGCCGGAGGGUGUUUCGUCAUGUUUGUCCCGCUGCCAAACAUCACCUUCGCGGGGCCGAUCAAACACUACGCCGACAAGAACACGGCCAGCGGGCGCACCGUGGACCGCCACUUCUGCGAGGUCUGCGGCAGCCCGAUCUACGGGCUGGCCCAGGAAGGUCUCCCGGGUCUGGCGCUGGUGCGGAUUACCCUGUUCGACGAGUUCGCGACCUCGCCGCCGAAGCCGGCCGCGGAGCUUUACACCCGGGACCGCUGGGUUUGGGAUGGCCCUAUCGAAGGCGCCCAACAGGUUGCGGUGGCGAUGGAAAGGUCUUGA